AUGGCGGCAGCAGCAGCAACCGAGGUAACCCCCGGGUUAUCGCAAAUUGCUGCGGCGCAACAGCAGCAGCAGCAGCAGCACGAGCAGCAGCAGCAGCCCGAGCAGCAACGGCAGCAGCAUGAGCAGCAGGAGCAGCAAGAGCAGCAGCAACAGCAGCAACACAAGCAGCAGCAGCAGCAGCACGAGCAGCCUGCUCAGAUCCAGGAGCAGCAGGAGCCGCAGCAGCAACUGCAAGAGCAGCAGCAACAACAGGAAGAGCCUCAGCAGCAGCAGCAGCAGCAGCAGCAGGAGCAGAAGCAGCAUAAGCGGCAGCAGCAGGAGCAGCAGCAGGAGCAGCAGCAGCAGGAGCAGGAGCAGCAGCAGCAGCAGCAGCAAGAAGAGCAGCAUCAGUCUUACGACGCCGAGACAUUUGUUUCACUGUGA
Molecule: messenger RNA, 423 nt
Organism: Eimeria mitis
Lineage: Eukaryota; Apicomplexa; Conoidasida; Eucoccidiorida; Eimeriidae
Exons: 1
Coding region: 1-423 (140 amino acids)
Source: RefSeq, a predicted model, not a curated record